AUGUCACCCCCACAGGAGCUUGUCCCACAAACAGAUUCUAUCGCGGAGGUCUAUGCCACCGACGAUGCUUCCGUGAAUUCAGUUGCUGCCGAACACCAGCAGCGAUUUUCAGGACUGGUUUCUCAGUUCAAUAAGCAAUACAACCACCGACCAGACUUUGUCGCCCGCAGUCCCGGCCGUGUCAACAUUAUCGGCGAGCACAUCGACUACUCCCUUUACGAUGUUCUCCCCACUGCCGUCAGCGUUGACGUGAUUAUGGCUGUCAAGGUCAUCCCAAGCACCUCUGGUACCACUAUUAAGAUCGCCAAUGUCUCGCCAGACAAGUUCCCCACCCGCGAGUUCAGCGUACCGCAUGAUACCGACAUUGAGAUUGACCCCAAGAAGCACGAAUGGAUUAACUACUUCAAGGCUGGUCUGUCGGGUGCCCUGAAGUUUUUGCGCAAGGAGAGACCCGAUGGCGCGGCUCCGGUCAGCAUGGAGAUUUUGGUCGACGGCAAUGUGCCCCCCGGUGGUGGGAUCUCGAGUAGCGCUGCGUUUGUUUGUGCCAGUGCUCUGGCUGUCAUGAAAGCCAACAACCACAAUGUGUCGAAGCAGGACCUGUUGGAUCUGGCUGUUGUUUCUGAGCGCGCAGUCGGUGUAUACUCUGGUGGCAUGGAUCAGGCCGCAUCCAUCUUCUCAAAGCGCGGUUUCCUACUUUACACCCAGUUCUACCCUGCCUUCCAGGUCGAGCACGUCCCCAUCCCUACUGCAGCCGAUGAGAUCACCUUCCUCAUGGCCCAGAGCUUUGUUACGUCGAACAAGGCUGACACCGCACCCCGCCACUACAACCUGCGCGUGGCUGAAUGCACCCUCUCCGCCGUGAUCUUGGCCAAGAGCUUUGGCCUCACUCUGCCGAAGGAUAGCAGCUCCUUGGGCUACAGCCUGCGCAACUUCCAGAACCAGCUGAUGACCAAGGAAGGCCGUCUGGGUGACCCACUGGAGUACCAGAUUGACUCCGUUAUCCAAGCGGUGCAGGAUCUCUUUACCAAGGAAGAGGGUUACACACGCGAGGAAAUGGCCCAGCUUCUGGAAAUCACCGUUCCGGAGCUUGAGUCAAAGUUCUUGUCUGCAUUCCCUGUACAAGCGGAGCGGUUCCGUCUCCGCCAGCGGGCGCUACACUGCUUCAAAGAAGCGCGUCGUGUAUUGGAUUUCAAAGCUUGCUUGGCGAAUGCUUCACAGUUGGAUGAGAAGCGCAUCCACUACUUGGGUCAGCUGCUGAAUGAGUCUCAAAACUCGUGCCGUGUCGACUACGAGUGCAGUGCACCUGAGGUGGAUGAGAUCUGUGCUAUUGCGCGGAAAGCAGGUACCUGGGGUAGCCGAUUGACUGGUGCUGGAUGGGGUGGUUGUACUGUUCACAUGUUGCCUCAGGGCAAAGUCGAGGCUGUAACGACGGCCUUGCGAAAUGAGUACUACUUGAAGCAUUUCCCUGAUAUCAGUGCAGAGAAGCUGGCGCAGGCCAUGGUUAUCAGCAAGCCGUCAAACGGCUCUUUCGUGGUUACUGGAGCUGCCAUUGAUCAGGUUCCUCUGUGA
Penicillium odoratum is the source of this 1569-nucleotide messenger RNA. RefSeq lists its product as uncharacterized. Gene Ontology annotation, cellular component: cytoplasm; cytosol. The transcript has 3 exons. NCBI's taxonomy places the organism in Eukaryota, Fungi, Ascomycota, Eurotiomycetes, Eurotiales, Aspergillaceae. The record is from RefSeq and is a predicted model, not a curated record. Gene Ontology annotation, molecular function: ATP binding; galactokinase activity. The coding region runs from base 1 to 1569 and encodes 522 amino acids. Gene Ontology annotation, biological process: carbohydrate phosphorylation; galactose metabolic process.